Molecule: messenger RNA, 4045 nt
Organism: Odontomachus brunneus
Lineage: Eukaryota; Metazoa; Arthropoda; Insecta; Hymenoptera; Formicidae
Product: Kv channel-interacting protein 1
Exons: 6
Coding region: 1225-1851 (208 amino acids)
Molecular function (GO): calcium ion binding
Source: RefSeq, a predicted model, not a curated record
GAAAGAGAAACACGUCCGUGUCUGACUAAUAGUGAUUAAUAGCGCAUAUACACGCCACUAUCAAACGGGAACGAGUUCAUCCUAGGAUCGUGAAGAAUUCCGGAGCGGCAUAUAUUAGGUCCGCGCUCUUCUCUCGCGCAAGUUCGUCUUUAUUCGUAAUAUCUCCCCUCUUCAUGGGACUCAUGCCAAGUCUCGAGAUCAGACAAUAUAGAUGUAAAUACAAACAGCGCAAUUGAAUCGUUUGAUUGCGCGUCCAUGGUCCGCGUACCCUCUCUAUUCGUUUAUAAAAUUUGCAGAACUCCAUAUAAACGUGGAAUAACCUUCCGCUUGAACGGAAGUAAUUUCGAUUCCGAACGAUUUUGCGAGUUCGAGGAACCAUUCAAGUUGCGUCACAACUCGCUUCACUGCAUAAGCUAAAUGGAUUUUGAAAAAGAUAAAGGAGAAAAAAAAAUAAAAGAAAAUUGACGGAGCCGGCGCUCCGAAAAAGAAUCUCUCACUCGUGCGAAUUUUCAUUCAAGUCGCGAACGCUAAUUGACCGACAUGUCGUCGCGCAAUAAAAUCGCUGUGUGUGUAUGUGUGUGUGUGUGUGUUCACGCCCGCUUCACGCACGCACACCCUGACACGCUCGGCUUCAGUGCAGAGACGGAAUUAAUUACCCGACCGGGGCGCAUAUCGAAAUAAUCAAUAACGCGUAGCAUGUAAUUAGAACGUUAAAAAUAUCGCGCUUUGCAUUACACACCGUUAUUAACCGAACGCGCGCGCGUUUGUGCCGCUCGGCGACACGGUAUGUACAUGAUGUUGCGGCUCUCUCGUACGAGCGAGGGGCUCACGCGGCAAACAUUUUGUGCAGCGUCCCCCCGAGCCGGCCGUUGUGCGCCCUGACAACCACGAGAGAGAGAGCGCUGGAUCAACAGGGAAGGGUAUAGAACAGUGAGAAGAGACGCGCGGGACGGCCGCGUCGGUUGGAGGAAACGCGACGGGCAGGAUGAGAACGCGCACGAUGAUAACGACGCCGGGAAACGUGUCGGCGAUGGUGUGACCUCGCGGACACCGUGUAUAAAAAGAACACGGGAAGCCGAGAAGGUACGGCGAAGGGGAGGAGGAGGAGGAGGAGGAGAAGAAGGAGGAGGAGAGGAGAGGGAGGAGUGAGAGAGAGAGGAGAGAGAAGGGAGCGUCGCGUCGUCGCAGGCUUUCGACAAUUUAGCGGCGGUAGGAUCGAAGGUCAUGGCGACCCCACCGGACUCGCCGGGACCGGAAGAAGCCUUCUUCGACUUUGAGAGCACGAGGGCGAGGCAGCAGACCACCAGGCCGGUGCCUAUCGAGGAGCUUCUGCGACAAACCAAGUUCUCCCGCCAGGAGAUCCGAGUUAUGUACCGAGGCUUCAAGCAGGAGUGUCCCGAGGGAGUAGUUCACGAGGAUUCGUUCAAGGACAUUUACGCGAAAUUCUUCCCGCACGGCAACUCCAGUCUCUACGCCCACUACGUGUUCAAGGCCUUCGACGUUAAUUGCAACGGGGCCAUCAGCUUCAGGGACCUUCUCGUGACACUGUCGACUCUGCUGCGGGGCAGCAUUUACGAGAAAUUGAGAUGGACCUUCAAGCUGUACGAUAUAAAUGGCGAUGGCUGCAUCACCAGGAGCGAGUUGGGCGAAGUAGUGACGGCGGUUCACGAGCUCAUGGGUAGGCGGCAUCAGGCUGAGGAGGAGAGGAAGGCGAGGGAACAGCUGGACAGGGUCUUCAAGAAACUCGAUCUCAACCAGGACGGUGUUAUCACGAUCGAGGAGUUUAUCGAGAGUUGUUUGAAGGACGAAGUGAUCACACGGUCGUUGGCGAUGUUCGACUGCGCGCUUUGAUCUCCGGUUAAGGACGAGCCUCCAGCGGUCACCGCGACGCCGCCGACGCCGCUCUCGACGACGACGUUCUCGCAAUCCCUGUCUCCGUCGCCGCCGCCGCCGUCCUACUCCCUACUACCGCCUAUUCCGCCGCCCCUACCCUCGCAACCGCCACCCGGGUACACCGUCCAGGAUCAGGAGCUCUAUUUGCUCCUGGCCGCUCACUGGUGGAAUCAACCCGAGGCGCCGCUCUUCUGCUGAGAGGCAACGCGAUAACAUAGCAGUCGAGGAUACAAUACGCAAGUUGUCGUCCUUAUCCUCGCCGACCGACAGACUAACGGAGCGUACUGGAGACUCACCGUUUCGAGAAUAACAACACGCGAAAUAUCGCAGAAUCACUGCUUCGCCCCAUCGUUGGGAUCUCGAUUUUGCGCUGGAAUGCGACGAUCCUGCGAUAUUUCGACGAGGCCGGAUAUUUCGGCAAUCGCGGAACCGACAAUUGGCGUUGAUCUCUGGCAGAAAUGAAGCGGAAUUACGCAAUCCAACGUCGCGCAAACGUUCAGUUUAAAGUCGACGUUAUUAAUAUGCGAGAUAUGUACCUGCAGCUCUUAUUGCGAUCUCCCGCAGCCGAAUCAGCACAGCAUCUUGAGAAGACACGUUCGAAAGGAAACGACAAAAUGAUAUCGAUCUCAAUAAGCGUAAAUAAAAUUCCGCGGUGCGCCGCGAGAGAAGAUCUGAAGUCGAGACACCGGGUUAUCGAGCAGUUUCAUGCCGAAUCGUAGCGUCAGGAAAUCCCAAGACGAUGACGACGUUGAUGAUAAAAACGAGAAAACGGCACGCGCGGCUGUGAGUAGGAGACGCGGCACGAAAACGAGGAUUCCACAUUGCGCGCGCGAGGUAGGAUAUCCUGAUUUUAUUUCUAUGUUCCUAAUUACUCACUACUCACGAACGUCGGAAAAUCGAUAGGAUAUUCAGAUACUAUCGCAACUAGUAUCAUAAGGACGUAGCCGAGAAAACCAUUGUAUUUCUACAUAGAAAUCCACACGAGACAUAUAUGCAGAACAUUUUUCUUUAAUAAUAUACUAAUAAUACUACUGUGAUCAAAAAGUAUCUGGAAUGGUUCAUUUAAACUGCGCGCGUGCAAGAUGGCACUGUUGUCGUUUUUUCCCAGGUUGGUACGACUUUCGUCGAUAUCUAACUGCAAUCCGUAUGUCAUUAUCUGUUUUCGUUCGCAAAUAAACACUUGUUUUGUGUGUAAAGAAUUUUUGAUGCAGCGGUUUUCUAAAAUGUCGAGUAAUUGAGCAAAGAGCAUGCAUUAAAUUUUGUUUUCGCAACGGAAUUGCUGCUACGAAAACAUUGCAAAUGUUGCAAAAAGUCUUUGGUGACAAUACUCUAUCAAAAAAAGAGUUCUCGAGCGGUACAAGAUGUUCAAGGAAAACAGAGAAUGUGUCGAAGAUGAACCACGCUCUGGUAGACCAUCCACUUCAACUGAUGAGCAAUACGAAGCUCACAUCACAGAGAUUUGAUGCUCAAUGAUCGUCGUUUAACAGUUAUAGACAUUAUUGAACAUGUUCACUUGAAUCUUAUCAAGCAAUUUUAAAAAAUCAUUUAGGCUUGCGGCGUGUCGCUUCUUAAGUCGUUUUGAAAACGUUCCGAAAACGUUCAUGAAUUUUUGGCUAAAAAUUCAAUAAAUACGGUUCUGCAAGCUCCUAUUGGCUCACCUGAUAUGGCACCGUAACUUUUUCCUGUUUCCUCGACUAAAAUUUCCGCUUCGUGGUCACCGUUUUGAGUCAGUUGAUGUCAUAAAAGAAAAGUUCGCUGCGAGUCCUAAAGAGGUUUCACGAAAACGAAAGCAUAUUUCGAGAACUGAAAAAAACAUUGAUGUAAGUGCAUUUAUAGUGGAAGAGGAUUACUUUGAAGGGGACAAAAUAAAUUUUGAUGAAUAAAUUCAAAUUUUUUGUUUUAUUAAACCAUUCCCGAUACUUUUUGAUCACAAUAGUAUAAUUUACAAGACUUGUAUCGUGCGGCUAGGAUAUGCUCAUACCGAAGCUAAAAAAAAAAAAUAUAUAUAUAUAUAUAAAUAUAUAUAUAUGUAUAUAUGACAACACAAUAAACGAAUAGUUUGAAAAAAUAUAUUUCUUAACCUGACGGUAUACAAAUUUGCCAUAUGUACAAGAAAAUAUGAGAAUAAUAAAAAAUAUUCUGUACUGAUGUA